GGCGGGAGGUGUGCGCCUGGGCGCUGGCAGAGCGGAGCCGGGGCUGGGGGGCCGCGGGAGGGCUGCGCGCCCGCGGGACCUCAAGGGCCUGCCCCUGUUGGCAGACCCGGGCACUUCCGCUAGGGGGCGACAGUGCCAUGUUUCUCCAGGUUCCCUGCUACCCCAGUGACCCCUCGAACCCUGGGAGACAAGUCCUUUAAGAAUUAAGUCGGAUAGCCUUGGGGCGAGGGGCGUGCGCAGGAAGGGUUGCCCAAUAUUCGGGGGUCCUGAAUUCUCCCCCUGGGCCCGAUUUGUGGGGACACUGACCGUGGCCGGGCAGGGCGGCCUCACUUGCUACCCCUUUUGGUCGGGACGCUGCUGGUAGGGAGCGCAGCUCUCGCUGCGGUGCGUUCCUUCUCGAGCUCCUCGGGCGGCGCUGGGUGGCAGGCCUGCUAAGGAGCGUCACUCACCCGGAGGUCUUUGUCCUGAGGGCGUGGAAGGGGAGGGUCCCUGGGGCGGGGAAGACGCGCACUUCCCGCUUUGUGCGCUUUAUCCGCGCUUGCGGCUUGCCCAGGUUGUUUCGUCUGGAGCCGCCAUGUGCGGGCUAGUGAGUGAGCGUACUCCGCACCGUGCUCGCCGCAUGCCAACUUCCUCGCCGGGCCCGGAUCUCGGCUUCUACUGGCCCAAGGCCUGGGGUUCGGACUUGGCGCUUCAGAGCGCCUCGGGCAUCGCAGGGCCCAGGCCUUCGCCGCCGGGCUUUGAGGACGCGUUCCCCCAGGAUCGCCACGACGCGAGCAGCAAUGGAAACCCGCGCCUUCCCCACCUCUCCUCCGCCGGGCAGCACCUCUACAGCCCCGCGCCGCCUCUCUCCCAUACUGGAGUCGCCGAAUACCAGCCACCACCUUACUUUCCACCGCCAUACCAGCAGCUGGCCUACUCGCAGUCGGCCGACCCCUACUCGCAUCUGGGAGAAGCUUACGCCGCUGCCAUCAACCCCCUGCACCAGCCAGCGCCCACCGGCAGCCAGCAGCAGGCCUGGCCGGGCCGCCAGAGUCAGGAGGGGGCUGGCCUGCCCUCGCACCACGGGCGCCCGGCCGGCCUGCUACCCCACCUCUCCGGGCUGGAGGGUGGCGCCAUGAGCGCCCGCAGGGAUGCCUACCGCCGCUCGGACCUGCUGUUGCCCCACGCGCACGCCCUGGAUGCCGCGGGCCUGGCGGAGAACCUGGGGCUCCACGACAUGGCUCACCAGAUGGAGGAGGUGCAGAAUGUUGACGACCAGCAUCUGCUCCUGCACGAUCAGACUGUUAUUCGCAAAGGUCCUAUUUCAAUGACCAAGAACCCCCUGAGUCUCCCUUGUCAGAAGGAGCUGGUAGGGGCUGUGAUGAAUCCCAGCGAGGUCUUCUGCUCCGUCCCUGGAAGAUUGUCCCUCCUCAGCUCCACGUCUAAAUACAAAGUGACAGUUGCUGAAGUCCAGAGGCGAUUGUCCCCGCCUGAGUGCUUAAACGCCUCAUUACUGGGAGGUGUUCUCAGAAGAGCCAAAUCUAAAAAUGGAGGCCGGUCCUUGCGGGAGAAGUUGGACAAGAUUGGGUUGAACCUGCCAGCCGGGAGACGGAAAGCUGCUCACGUCACGCUCCUGACGUCCUUAGUAGAAGGCGAGGCUGUUCAUUUGGCCCGGGACUUCGCCUAUGUCUGUGAAGCUGAAUUUCCUAGUAAACCAGUGGCUGAGUAUCUAACAAGACCUCAUCUGGGAGGGCGGAACGAGAUGACAGCUAGAAAGAACAUGCUCCUGGCGGCGCAGCAGGUGUGUAAAGAAUUCACGGACCUUCUCAAUCAAGACCGAACACCCAACGGAAACAACCGGCCCACCCCGGUCUUGGAGACGAACAUACAGAGCUGCUUGUCUCAUUUCAGCCUGAUUACCCACGGCUUCGGCAGCCAGGCUCUCUGUGCCGCUGUGUCUGCCGUGCAGAACUACAUAAAAGAGGCCCUGAUAGUCCUAGACAAAUCCUACAUGAACCCCGGAGACCAGAGUCCAGCCGAUUCUAGCAAAACCCUGGAGAAAAUGGAGAAGCACAGAAAAUGAAGGAUGGGCGUGAGCCAAGGGCUGAAGAGUCUCGAAGGAAAAGGACUCCACGAUCGUUCUCGACCCGGACAGACUGGGAACCCCUCUUGCUGGGAGGGGAAAGUUUGCGACCCACCUUCCCAUUAAAAAGGCCUCCACUCGUUUCUGGAUCUUGGACGAGCCCUCCCGGAUUCCUUAGUGUUCCUUCUCUAGCGCUGAAGUGUGUCUCCUUAACUCUGGACAAGUUAUCGGAAAGUGACAAGUACUGGUUCUUUGUUCAUUAAGCUCAUCUUAUUCUUUUGAACCCCAUUCUCUUCUCUGAAAGUGGUGCUACAAGUUUUAGAACCUUUUCAAUAAAUUCCCUGGGCUCACGAGAAAACCCACGCACGUAGCUGUUGAAAUGUCAAAUUGAUGCGGUUUAUCUAGAAGUAUUUAUCUGGCUUCUUCAGAAAUCACACUCUACAGACGGUAGGAAGCCAAGAUUCUCUCUGCUUAGCGACUAGUGUACUAGGUGGUAUUUGACACGUUCAGACCUCUUGUUGAAAGGGGGCCUUUGGGUUUUCCGAAACUUGUAGAAAUGAAGCCUGCUGAUGAUUUUGUGUUUUCUUUUCGUCUUUUUUCUUUUUUUUAAUUCUGAGAGUUAACUCUUCAAAUGAGAGACUCUGAAAUGUCGUGUUCCUUUAAGGUACUGAAGCUUUAUUUGCAUAUUUAUUUCACAUCUUGGUGUUUUGAGUAAACUUGAAAAGGGUAGGCAUGAAGCGUUUUUUUGGUUUUUGUUUUUGUUUUUUGCUGCCGGCCCCCCCCCCACGUCCCAUAGGAGGCUCUGUGUUGAGAAGCAGUGCGUUGAGUGUACAAAUUUUAUUUAUACAUAAUUUAAUGGGGUCUGUAAAUAAUGGGUGUACUUCUUAUGACUUUUGGACAAAUGGGAUUUGAUUUUAAUAUUAACUUCUGAAGGUGAUGGGGUAAUCUAAAACCCUUCUUUUAGAUUUUAUUCGUAUGUACACAGGGUAUUAAGAGGAUCCUGGGCUCUGUUCUUGAUGUGGACGAUUCUAUUUAAUUGAAACUCUCUGUUCACAAAGCAAUAACUUUGUGUCUCAUUCCCAUCGUGCUGAACCCGAAGAUGGGCGUGCGGUACCGUGCAUGGGGGUGGAACGGAGGUUUGGAAAUGGCUGUAAACGUUCCCCGAGUAAUUGUUGUGUAUACGAUACCUGUAUAAUAAAAAGUAUUCUCCGUAGAAG
This is a messenger RNA of Ailuropoda melanoleuca (giant panda), 3279 nucleotides long. RefSeq names its product transcription factor AP-2 gamma (gene TFAP2C). Gene Ontology annotation, cellular component: nucleus. The transcript has 7 exons. Gene Ontology annotation, molecular function: DNA-binding transcription factor activity, RNA polymerase II-specific; RNA polymerase II transcription regulatory region sequence-specific DNA binding. The record is from RefSeq and is a predicted model, not a curated record. Bases 575 to 2062 code for a protein of 495 amino acids. Gene Ontology annotation, biological process: anatomical structure development; regulation of transcription by RNA polymerase II; regulation of cell population proliferation. Lineage: Eukaryota; Metazoa; Chordata; Mammalia; Carnivora; Ursidae.